Messenger RNA from Blepharisma stoltei, 201 nucleotides. Lineage: Eukaryota; Ciliophora; Heterotrichea; Heterotrichida; Blepharismidae. The record is from the annotation of a GenBank genome assembly.
AUGGAGCUAGAUAGAAUUCUCCUAUGCAAAAUUGCAAGCAAAGGGUGGAGCUUUAAUGCAGAGAGUACAAGUUUUCUUAACCAAGCAAUGAGCGUUUCUAUAAUCAAAAACGAUAGCAAUACAUUUAGAAAAGUAAGUCUUCAAUAUAUUUUCCCUCUUAUUGGCUACUGUAAAUUUAUUGAAAAUCUAACUCUUUUCUAA